AUGGGGCGCACUUGGGCACGGGAUUGCCCCACCUCCUCCACCCACUGCCCACAACAAUCAGCUCCCUUCCACCCUCCUCAUACACUGCACUUCCUCUCCAGCGUCCCACUCCCCCUUCAGCAAACCUCCAGCACACGGCCCCCACCCGCCAACUUGUCCUUCACAACAUACCAGGUGAGAAAAGAACUGAAGAAGAUCACUUCAAGGCCCCUCAAUUCCUGGGCAGACCAGCUGUGUGGGAUAGUGGAGCACAUCUUCAACCUGAGCCUGAACCUGGGGAGAGUAACGUUGCCCCCCACCAUCGCUAAUGUGAGAAGAGAGGAGCGUCACAGCGGAGGAAUGAAGGAGCAACAGCUGCAGUGUCUGCGGCAGAAACACGGUCACACAGGUCCCAGCUCUCUCAGCUCCGAUCCUACUAUUUGCAGUCAGUUCAUUAUGUUCCACCAGCUGACGGACCAAACAGUGAAUGGCAGCUGCCAGGGAGCCGCUUUAGCCUGCAACAAGAGCGCGGAUGGAGACGCGCUCCAGCUGCCCACUUUCUCCACAGCGGCCAAAGUCAGAGUCAUCAUCACCUUCAGCCUGUGCGCAGUUUCAGCUGUGUGCAACUUGGUUGUGCUGUAUGCUGCCGGCAACGGCGGCAAGCGCAAGUCUCACGUCCGGAUCCUCAUAAUGAACCUGACCGUGGCGGACCUGCUGGUGACUUUCAUCGUGAUGCCCAUGGACGCGGUGUGGAACAUCACGGUGCAGUGGCAGGCGGGAGAUGUCGCCUGCAGGCUGCUGAUGUUCAUGAAACUGGUGGCGAUGUACUCCUGCGCUUUUGUGACUGUGGUCAUUAGUUUGGAUAGACAGUCUGCCAUUCUCAAUCCUCUGGGCAUCAGUGAGGCCAAGAGGAAAAGCAAGAUCAUGUUGACUGUGGCCUGGACGAUGAGUGUAAUCCUCUCGCUCCCUCAGAUGUUUAUAUUUCACAAUGUGACCAUCACAGUCCCGGAGAACUUCACCCAGUGCACCACCCACGGCAGUUUUGUCCAGCGAUGGCAGGAGACCCUUUACAACAUGUUCACUUUUGUGUGCCUCUUCCUCCUCCCUUUGGUUAUAAUGAUCUUCUGCUACACGCGAAUCCUCAUUGAGAUAUCCAGCCGCAUGGCUCGGGGUAACUUGCUGUCAAAAGAUGUUCAUCUCCGCCGCUCCCACAACAACAUCCCAAAAGCUCGAAUGAGGACUCUUAAGAUGAGCAUCGUCAUCGUGACGUCAUUCAUCGUCUGCUGGACCCCGUACUACCUGCUAGGUCUGUGGUAUUGGUUAUACCCUGAAAAAAUGGAGGAAACGGUCUCUCAUUCACUGACACAUAUGCUGUUUAUCUUUGGCCUCUUCAACGCCUGUCUGGACCCCAUCACUUAUGGUCUGUUCACCGUUCAUCUUCACCAGGGUCUUAAGAGAUGCCGUCAGACAUCAAACACACGGCCUGAAUUUGAAAACAACACUUGCCUUGUACACAUGACUCACCUUUCAUCUCGUAAGCAGAUUGCCUCAAAUAGCAACAACACAGACAUAGAGGAGGGAAACGAAAACAAUAGCACAAAGAAUGGUUCAAGGCCGAUCCUCCAAGUAAGCAAGAUGUAA
This is a messenger RNA of Anoplopoma fimbria (sablefish), 1620 nucleotides long. RefSeq names its product gonadotropin releasing hormone receptor 4 (gene gnrhr4). The transcript is spliced from 6 exons. Bases 1 to 1620 code for a protein of 539 amino acids. Gene Ontology annotation, biological process: G protein-coupled receptor signaling pathway. The record is from RefSeq and is a predicted model, not a curated record. Lineage: Eukaryota; Metazoa; Chordata; Actinopteri; Perciformes; Anoplopomatidae. Gene Ontology annotation, molecular function: peptide binding; gonadotropin-releasing hormone receptor activity. Gene Ontology annotation, cellular component: membrane.